UGAAUACCGGCCCUAGUAUUCUUACACCAUGGUGACAUCUGUGGUAAUACUAACAAUCUGACGAUGUCUCUUUCAAACACUUUUAAAUUGACCACGUUGUUCACGAAGCUUCGUGUAAAGUGAAGAAACGUUGAAAUGUUGUCUAAAAAGGAUAUAGACUCAUUUAACGAAAGAGCGUCAUUAGCGGAGAGAGAAAUAAUCGCUUUAAAACAGCAACUCGAAUCACUCCAACAGAGCAUCACUCCAACGACCGAUAUUCCGAGUGAUAUAACUAAGGAGGAUUUUGAAAAAUUACAACAGGAGAAUGUGAAGUUAACGCAGAGAAUAACAAUACUCAAAAGAACCAUAGAAAUGCAAAAAGAUAAACUAGACCAUAAGAUGGAUUUAUUCGGAACUGCAGAGACAUUGAGUAUAAGAGACCAACUUUGUUCAAUUUUUCACAAGGCUAUUAGUACCACGUAUCCUGACAUAACGGAUCCACCUGUAAUAGUAACUACCAGCUCUAAUCCCAAAUUUGGAGAUUAUCAAUGUAACAGUGCCAUGCCCUUGGCCCAACUUCUAAGUAUUUCUGGUACUAAAAUAACUCCACGUGAUGUUGCUAAAGAAAUUAUGUCCAAGCUGAACGUAUCUUUCAUUGUUGAAAAAUAUGAAAUGGCUGGUGCAGGCUUUAUAAAUGUGCACCUAAAACGUGAAUUUGGACAAUCCAUUUUGCGCAGUUGGUUGUGGGCUGGUGAUGUUCUUCCCCCAUAUGUCAAGAAAAAGAGGGUGAUUGUGGAUUUUUCUAGUCCUAAUAUUGCCAAGGAAAUGCAUGUGGGACACUUGAGAUCCACGAUAAUUGGAGAUAGUAUUUCAAGGCUGUUAGAAUACUUAGGACAUGAUGUAUUAAGACUCAAUCAUGUAGGUGACUGGGGUACACAGUUUGGUAUGUUAAUAGCGCAUCUUCAAGAUAUGUUUCCGAAUUAUUUAACUGUUGCACCUCCAAUCCAGGAUCUUCAGUCUUUCUACAAAGAAUCUAAAACUAGAUUUGAUGAAGAUGAAGAAUUCAAAAAACGUGCAUAUGAGUGUGUUGUUAAAUUACAGGCUUUUGAGCCUAAUAUAACAAAAGCAUGGAAAAUGAUAUGUGAUGUAUCUAGACAAGAAUUCGAAAAACUGUACGUUCGACUGGAUAUCAAAUUAACAGAAAGAGGUGAAUCAUUUUAUCAGAAGUAUAUGGAGUCAAUAGUACUAGAUUUAAAAUCAAAAAAUAUGCUGGAAGAAGAUAAUGGGCGAAAAGUGAUGUGGGGAGAGAUACAUGGUAGUGGGAUACCUUUAACUAUAGUAAAAUCUGAUGGUGGUUUUACAUAUGACACAUCAGAUAUGGCUGCUAUUAAGCAUCGUGUCGAAAAGGAAAAGGCAGAUUGGUUGAUAUAUGUGACAGAUGCUGGUCAGUCUUUACAUUUUCAAAUGUUGGAAAGCUGUGCCAAAAGAGCAGGUAUCUUGAAAAGCUUUCACAGGAUGGAUCACGUUGGCUUUGGUGUUGUCUUAGGUGAAGACAAGAAGAAAUUUAAAACAAGGUCCGGUGAUACUGUAAAACUUAGCGAGUUAUUAGACGAAGGCUUGAAGAGAGCAUUACAGAAAUUGAAAGAGAAAGGACGCGACAAAGUAUUAUCUGACGAAGAGCUCAGAGCAGCCCAAGAAUCUGUGGCAUACGGUUGUAUAAAAUAUGCCGAUUUAUUACACAAUAGAAAUCACGAGUACGUAUUUUCAUUUGAUAAAAUGCUAGAGGAUAAAGGCAAUACAGCUGUUUAUUUACUAUAUGCGUUAACUCGCAUUCGUUCUAUCGCCAGAACGGCGAAUGUUACGAAGGAUGAGUUGCGACAGCGCUUGCAAGAAAUUCCGAUCUCACUAGAGCACGAAAAAGAAUGGAAGCUAGCCAAAGUACUAUUAAAAUUUCCUGACGUAAUUCUUGACAUUAAUAAAGACUUAUACUUGCAUCCGUUGUGCGAGUUUUGUUACGAGGUUUCUUGCGCAUUUACGGAAUUUUAUGAUAAAUGCUACUGUGUAGAGAAGAAUCAAUCUGGUGAAAUUGUGAAUAUAAAUAUGGGUCGUCUUUUACUUGCGGAAGUUACUGCGCUUGUUUUAGAGAAAUGCUUUAGUUUAUUGGGUUUAAAACCUGUUGCACAAAUGUGAAACGAUAAAAGUAUACUAUAUCAUACUUUUAAUAAUAAAACAUAAAAUACAAGAAAAUGAAAUUAUAA
This is a messenger RNA of Solenopsis invicta (red fire ant), 2237 nucleotides long. RefSeq names its product probable arginine--tRNA ligase, cytoplasmic (gene ArgRS). Gene Ontology annotation, molecular function: ATP binding; arginine-tRNA ligase activity. Gene Ontology annotation, biological process: arginyl-tRNA aminoacylation. The record is from RefSeq and is a predicted model, not a curated record. Bases 136 to 2169 code for a protein of 677 amino acids. Lineage: Eukaryota; Metazoa; Arthropoda; Insecta; Hymenoptera; Formicidae. Gene Ontology annotation, cellular component: cytoplasm. The transcript is spliced from 8 exons.